AUGCCCACGCCCGCCACCACGGUGGCCUUCGAUACGCACCAGGACUUACUAUGGGCGGGGAAUGACUACGGCCGCGUGUCUUCGUUCUUCGGCCCGGAGCUCCAGCGCUACACGUCGUAUCGCGCGCAUCCGAGCGGUGAGGGUGCGGUCAAGCAGCUGCUAUUCUGCGACAAGGGUGUGUUGAGCAUAUCGGUGCGGAGCGUGCAUCUGGCGAGCAGGCGCGGCGUGACACAAUGGCAUCUCACGAACGAAGGCUUCAAGGAUCUACGGUGCAUGAGCUUCACCUCCAAAGGCGUCCACGAGGUGCUGGUGGCAGGCUGCCAGGACACCAUGUUCCGGAUCGAUGUCGAGAAGGGGACCAUUACGGCGACGCUCCCGGCGGAGAACAGCUAUACCAUGAUGAAGAAGGGGGGCCAAUACAUCUGCGCGGCCACUACUGGCGGUAUGGUUCAGAUCAUUGACCCCUCUUCGUUCAAAGUCGUCAAGUCAUGGCAGGCGCACAAGGAAUGGAUUAACGACAUGGACGCGAAGUCGGAUUUCCUUGUCACUUGCGGCUACUCCCGGCGCCAGAUGAACAACCUGAUCUUGGAUCCCUUUGCGUACGUUUAUGAUCUGAAGACGCUGCUACCGCUCCCACCGAUUCCGUUCCAUGUUGGAGCAGCUUUCGUUCGCAUGCAUCCGCGCAUGUCCACCACUAGCAUCGUGUCAUCGCAGUCCGGACAGCUGCAGGUUGUGGAUCUCAUGAAUCCCAACACAGCCAAUGUGCGCCAGGUCAACCUCUACGACACUUACCUGACCUGCCUAGAAAUGGCACCAUCGGGGGAGGCUCUGGCGCUGACGGAUGCGCUAUGUUCCGUGAGAAUAUGGGGCUCACCCACUAAAGUCCGCUUCACGGAUCAAAGCCAGCCGACAGAAUUCCCAGAUCAUGCCAUUCCGCCACCGAAGCUGGAUUGGUCCAUGGAAACUCCACUCAGUACCAUCGGCAUGCCUUACUACAGAGAGACGUUGCUUUCGGUCUGGCCCAGCCACAUGAUCUUCGAAGUCGGCGCACCACCACCCAAGGUCGAUCCGCAAGUGCAGGCCAGCCUGAAGCGAGCCGAUAUGGGACAGUGGGCGCCCAAUCCACGGAAGACGCGGAGGAACCAGGUCCAAGCAACUCGCAUGUUGGAGAAGGAUAACCCGCUCAAGGCACCCAAAUUCCUCAGCGAAAAGGCGAGGGACGGCAACGGGGGUAAGGACGGAGAGCGGAGAAUGAGCGAGACACUCGAGGCGCUUACAGACUUGAUGCUCGACGGAUCGACGAAGAAGGAUGUUCCGGUCAUGUACCGAAAUGUGGAGAUCAAGUACAGCAAGUUUGGUGUGGAUGACUUCGACUUCAAAUAUUACAACAAGACCGAAUACUCUGGUCUUGAGACGCACAUUGCUAAUUCGUACGCAAACCCUCUUCUUCAACUAUUCAAAUUCACUCCGUUGGUGCGGAACUUGGCACUGCAUCACGCGGCCACGUCAUGCUUGUUCGAGAACUGUCUCCUUUGCGAGCUUGGCUUCCUCAUCGACAUGCUGGAAAAGGCGUGCGGGCAAAACUGUCAGGCCACCAAUUUCUUGAAGACCUUCAGCGGGCUUUCGAAUGCCGCUUCUCUUGGCCUGCUGGAGGAGCAUUCUCCAAACAGCUCUUUAACAAUUAUGAUUCAAAAUCUCAACCGAUUCCUCUUGGAUAAGCUCACGGCCGACUUCCGGCAGAUGGCGCAGGGCGUGGGCCAUCUAGAUCACGCCUUCACGACCAACGCCGUGGCCAACAUUCGAUGUGCGCAAUGCAAUAAUGAAACGAGACGCCCAGGUGCAAGCUUAGUCCACGAGCUGGUGUAUCCGCCGAAAAAUACCAUGAAGAACCCGAUGCGAGCCUCGCGGCCCACAUUCUCGCAGAUCUUGAAGGCCAGUGUUGAAAGGCAGGACCAGAACAGAGGCUGGUGUGACAGGUGCAAGCGGUAUCAACAGCUCGCCGCGCGGAAGACGAUCCAAAAUAUUCCUCCCAUCUUGAUGAUCAAUGCCGCCAUCCAUAGCCACGAGGCGAAACAACUGUGGGCGACGCCAAACUGGCUGCCUGAGAAGAUUGGCAUCAUCGUCAAUCAAGGCCAGUUUUUCUGCUACGAAGGCCAGGACUUGGAGCAUCAUCUUCGGCGCAACUUCUACGACAUUCAGGUCUACGAGCUGAUCGGCGUUGUUGCCGACAUCAACAGCGGCGAGAACCAGAAGUCGCACUUGGUAUCCGUGAUCAAUGUCUCACCUUCAUCUCGCAACGAGGAGACGGAGAGCAAGUGGCACCUGUUCAACGACUUCCUGGUGCGUCCGGUUACGAAAGACGAGGCGCUGCGCUUCGAGCCGAACUGGAAGCUUCCGUCGGUGCUCACAUACCAGAGCGUCAAGGCCAGUCAUCACAUCGACGACUCGUGGAAGGAGAACCUGGAUACCUCCCUUCUCUACCGUACCUGGGGCCCUGGUGAGAGCGACAACCCAGACUUCAAGCCGCUGCAACCAAGUGAGCACCCGGGCCCGGGCUGGCCUGUGGCCAUCGACGCCGAGUUCGUGUCGCUACAGAGGGAAGAAAUCGAGAUCAGCGCGUCCGGCCAGCGCGAGACGAUCCGGCCGUCGCGACUGGGCCUGGCACGAGUAUCGGUGCUGCGAGGAGGUAGCCUUAAAAAGACUGAAGGAGAGGAAGGAGAAGAAAUAGUAGAUGACGACGACGACGACGACGCCGACGAGGGCAAGCCGUUCAUCGACGACUACAUCGCCAUCGCGGAGCCCAUCGUCGACUACCUCACCCUCUUCUCUGGCAUCUCACCGGGCGACUUGGACCGCGCAACGUCGCGGCACGCGCUGGUGGGGCUCAAGGUCGCGUACAAGAAGCUGUGGCUGCUGCUCAACCUCGGCUGCGUCUUCGUCGGCCACGGCCUGCCCAAAGAUUUCCGCACCAUCAACAUCCACGUCCCCAAGGCCCAGGUCGUCGACACGGUCGACCUGUACUUCAUCCCGGCUCGCCAGCGCAAGCUGAGCUUGCGUUUCCUCGCUUGGAUCGUGCUCGAGGAGGACAUCCAGCAGGACACGCACGACUCGGUCGAGGACGCGCGCACGGCGCUGAAGCUGUGGAAGCACUGGCGCAGCGUCGAGAUCGCCGAGGGCCGCGCCGUGUGCGAGGAGAUGGUCCGCGACAUCUACAAGCGCGGCUGGGAGGUCGGGUUCAAGGUGCCUGGCACCGGUGGUAAAGGCGGUGGCUAUCAGCUGGCGAGUACGCCUGAGCCUGGUGGCAUGAGCACGCCGACGCGGACGACGCCGGUUAGACCAGGUACGGGCGGGUGGAAGCCGCCGCCCGGCGGUGUGAGUUUUGGGAGUCCGAUGAAGUGA
Lasiodiplodia theobromae is the source of this 3399-nucleotide messenger RNA. RefSeq names its product Pab-dependent poly-specific ribonuclease subunit pan2. Lineage: Eukaryota; Fungi; Ascomycota; Dothideomycetes; Botryosphaeriales; Botryosphaeriaceae. Gene Ontology annotation, cellular component: PAN complex; P-body. The transcript has 4 exons. Bases 1 to 3399 code for a protein of 1132 amino acids. Gene Ontology annotation, biological process: nuclear-transcribed mRNA poly(A) tail shortening; mRNA processing. Gene Ontology annotation, molecular function: poly(A)-specific ribonuclease activity; nucleic acid binding; protein binding. The record is from RefSeq and is a predicted model, not a curated record.